This is a messenger RNA of Owenia fusiformis, 1130 nucleotides long. Lineage: Eukaryota; Metazoa; Annelida; Polychaeta; Sabellida; Oweniidae. The record is from the annotation of a GenBank genome assembly.
CUCAGACAGAAAUGACUAAUUUAAAUUGAAAAGUGGAUUUUAAUACAAAACUCAACAUAAAAAUCUUUACUUGUAGGAAUUAACUAAUAUAUGACAAUAAUAUUCAAAGUGAAAAGGAUGCCUCAGUCACUGAACAGAAAAGCAUUCAUGACAACCAACAACAUACCAUUUGGCAAAGGCUCCCUGAGUAGUACAAUCCUCGAUACAGUUUUACGUCACAAGCAACACAUUGAUAAAAUCAACGAGCGAGAAAAUAAACGCCUUGAGAACUUAAUGAAGUUAUUUGACCAGAAGAAACAAACUCUGAAUUAUCAAACUGAGAGAAUGAUACGAGGGAUAAACAAAGACAUCAAGGAAUUAGAAGCCUAUCAAAAGGUGUUAGAAUCCUACAAAGCUGACAAAAUGAAGACAUUAGAGUUUGGGUUUGAUCGGUCCAAAUAUCCCAAAACUCCAAAAUCACAACGUAGACUUAAGUUUGAGACACGGAUUUACCAUGCUGGACCAUCCUUAAAGGUCCUUUAUCCUGAGGUACUGGAAUGCAUCGAGAGAGAAAAUCCAGUGCAUAAACGACAGAGAAAAGCACACGCAUUGUAUGAGAGGGCUAAGGUGAUCAGCGAUUUUCAAAUUGAUAGAAGAAUAACCAAUGAGGCUUUGAGAAAGGAGACUAAACAAUCAGAAAAGCCUGUUCGACCAUGGUCGCAUGUAGAGUGAACAAUGUGAAUCUCCUGCUUCUCAUUAAAACAACCAUUUAAAUCCCGACUAUUGGGGGGGGAAAUAUCACAUUAUCUCGAAAAAACUGUGUUAUAAUAAUCACAAAAUUUUAAGAAAAUUGCAAAAAUUCAUUGCACUUUUUGGAAAAUCCACAAAAUUCUGAGAAUUAAUUGUGCACACCAUUAUAGUUUUAUUGUAUUUUGGGUUUUAUUUCAUAAAAUAUUUAUCAAAUAUGUAACCAUAGUAAAUUAGUAAUUUGGUUGCAGUUCUGGAUUGGACAAUAGAGACGUUUCGAUCUAAGUUAUUUGGAACAUGUACACAAACCUGUACUUCUACAAGUCAGGUAUAGAACUGGGGAGGAACUCAAAUCACAACAAAAUAUUUGGCAAGUAUGUACAUGUAGUUCAUGAAUUCCAUUU